Psylliodes chrysocephalus is the source of this 2069-nucleotide messenger RNA. The record is from the annotation of a GenBank genome assembly. Lineage: Eukaryota; Metazoa; Arthropoda; Insecta; Coleoptera; Chrysomelidae.
CGCAAUGUCUAAUAACCCUGACAGCUAAUGCCUCAAAAAUAAAUAAAGAUAAGAAAUGACAGUGUCAAAGUUUAACCCCAACCAAAAAGAAAUUUGAAGUAUUUGGACAAAAAUUAUUUCUUUAAAUACUAAAUUGAAAGUGAAAUAUGUAAUUUCAUUGAAAAAUUGGCCUCACUCUGAACAAAAAAGUUUCAUGAUGACUGACAUAAAAACAGGUUGCUCUUACCGAGACAACUUAAUAGCAGAAUGGUUCAGAAUGGACAGAAACGAAAACAGUAGAGCGGAGCUUAAAGCUUUACUCGAACAAAAAAAGUAUGACGAGGUAUCAAACUUACUAGGUAAAAGACUGGCAUUUGGAACAGCCGGUUUAAGAGGAAGAAUGGGAACAGGUACAGCUCAGCUGAACGAUCUGGUUAUCAUUCAAACUGCUCAGGGAUUUCUGAAAUAUCUGAUCAAAACUAACGGAACUUUAUUGAAGAAUGUUGGCCUCGUCAUUGGGUAUGAUGGGAGGCAUAAUAGUAAAAGGUGGGCAGAAUUAACAGCAACAAUAUUUAUAUCUGCUGGGUACCCAGUACUUUUGUUUGAGGACAUGGUACCUACACCCUUUGUUCCUUUUACUGUUAUGCAAUUUGGUUGUGUUAGUGGUGUUAUGGUAACAGCAUCGCAUAAUCCAAAAGAAGACAACGGUUACAAAGUAUACGGUCCAAAUGGAGCUCAAAUUAACACACCCGUUGAUGAAGAUAUCCAAAAUUCUAUACUUGAAAAUUUGGAACCUCUAGAGAGUUCAUGGAACACUGGUAUCUUAGCUGAUAAUCCGUUGCGUAAGAAUCCUUCGUGUGAGAUUAUUUACCGUUACCUAAAUUACAUCGAUCAGGCGAUAUUGCCCGAAAGUAAAGAACUGAAUAAAAAAGUUAACAUGCUGUUCACGUAUACCGCAUUGCAUGGUGUCGGUUACAAAUAUGUUCAGCAAGUUUGCGACAAAAUCAAUGCUAGAAUUUUCGCGGUACCAGAACAAAGGGAUCCUCAUCCAGAUUUUCCUACUGUAAAGUUUCCAAAUCCUGAAGAAGGGAAAAGUUGUCUAGAGUUAUCUAUGAAAUAUGCCGACGCAAAUGACAGCAAAUUAAUAAUGGCUACUGAUCCUGAUGCCGAUAGAUUCGCAAUGGCAGAAAAACUAACAGAUGGGUGGAAAAUAUAUACCGGCAAUCAAUUGGGCGCCAUGUUUGCUUGGUGGAUGUUGCAUUCUUUCAGACAGUCCAAAUCUACGGUACCGAUUAAUAAAGUUUACAUGAUAUACAGCACUGUUAGUUCUAUGAUUUGCAAGUCCAUGGCUAAAGUAGAAGGAUUUAACACUAUAGAUGUUCUUACAGGAUACAAAUGGUUAGCAAACAAAGCUUAUGACCUGGAAAAGAAAGGAAACAAAGUGAUUUUGUGCUUCGAAGAAGCCAUAGGAUACAUGUGUUCCACCGAAGUGUUAGACAAAGAUGGAGUAUCUGCGUGUGCGCAGAUGUGUUCGUGCGCGUCAUACAUCUACAACCAGUCUAAAACGAUGAAUAAAUUAUUAGAUGAAAUAUUCGAUAAAUAUGGUUUACAUAUCACUAACAAUUCUUAUUAUGUAUGUAAAGAUGCAGAGGUAAUAAAGAAAAUUUUUGAAAGGAUUAGGAAUAUUCGAGGACCAAAUACGUAUCCUCAAUCGAUUUUGAAUGGUAAAUAUAAAAUCAAAAAUGUAAGGGAUGUAACAACAGGGUUCGAUGAUAACCAGCCAGAUAAGAAAGCUAUAUUACCUGUUUCGCCCAGCGCUGAAAUGAUAACAUUCUAUUUCGAAAAUGGUUUGGUGUGUACCUUGCGGACUAGUGGUACUGAACCUAAAAUAAAGUACUACACCGAAAUAUGUGCAUCUCCAGAUAACAAAGACAAAGAAGCAGUGAAUUCAACGCUCCAGGAAAUGUCAAAGGCCAUUUGCGAAGAAAUGUUGGAACCAUCCAAAAAUAAUAUAAUACAUCAAUCUGAUAUAAAAAAAUAAAAUAAUUUAACUCAUGUUGUGCGAUACUUUAUUAAAAAUAAAAAUUGUG